AUGGGUCAUAGACAAUCAAAGAACUCCAAAGUGGAAAAACGAAAAAGAUUUCGUUCUUUGCGUUCAAAUUCCAAUGUACAAGUUUUAACCAUUGAUGAAAGUAUUAAUGAAGCUUGGCGCUUCACCGGUAGUGGUAAACGAAUCCAUUAUGCGAAAAAUUCUAAACUACUCAAUAAUUCUAUCACCGAAGAAAUUGAAAGAUUACAGAAGCAACAUUGGUUCUAUAAACGUAUUUGGCAAAGUAAUUAUUCGGCUCCUGUUGAAGAAAAAUUAAAAGCUGGUGGUGCUAAAGUUCUUGAUAUUGGUUGUGGUCCUGGUACUUGGAUAAUCGAAAUGUCUGAAAUGUAUGAACAAUCCACGUUUACCGGUGUAGAUUUCUCUACUAUAUUUUCUCAAGAAAUGGAAUCUAUAAAUUCCAAAUUUCUUCAAGCGAAUAUACUCGAUAGUCUUCCAUUUUUAGACGAUACUUUUGAUUUUGUUCGUAUGGGUUUAUUAAUAACUGCUUUCACUGCUACUGAAUUGAAAGAAAAAGUUAUUCCCGAAAUUGUAAGGGUUACUAAGCCAGGUGGUUGGAUAGAAUUGAUGGAAAGUGAUGUACAAUAUUUUAAUGAAGGUCCUACAACUGUGCGAUUAACAAAUGCACUCACCUCGUUCAUGAACUCAAAGGGAAUAUCGGAUCCUCUUAACUCAUAUAUUCCAAAGGCCAUGGAAGAUAACGAAAAAAUACAGAAAGGUAUUCAAACGGAAGAAAAGACGUGUUUCCUUGGAAAGUGGGCUGGUGACCUUGGUAAAAUGGCUGUUGAAGAUAUCGCUAAUGGAUGGACUGCAAUUAAAGCACCAUUAUCUAAAGCAAUGAAACUAAAGUCUCAAGAAUACGAUGAAUUGGUUACAACGUUUGCCAAAGAAGUCGAACAAAACAGAACAUCUUUCAAGAACUGGCGAUUUGUUGCCCAAAAGAUUGGUUCUACGUCGACAUCUGAUAUAACUAUUACUACCACCGCUUAA
Molecule: messenger RNA, 1005 nt
Organism: Cetraspora pellucida
Lineage: Eukaryota; Fungi; Glomeromycota; Glomeromycetes; Diversisporales; Gigasporaceae
Source: the annotation of a GenBank genome assembly